Molecule: messenger RNA, 717 nt
Organism: Papaver somniferum (opium poppy)
Lineage: Eukaryota; Viridiplantae; Streptophyta; Magnoliopsida; Ranunculales; Papaveraceae
Product: glucan endo-1,3-beta-glucosidase 2-like
Exons: 2
Coding region: 58-699 (213 amino acids)
Source: RefSeq, a predicted model, not a curated record
UCCACUUAGCUAGAAACCAUUUCUUGGCCCGUUUUCUCAACCUCUCACUAUAGAGUUAUGGCUUCAAUUUGUUUCGUGCUUCUUUUACUAGUUGUUUCUGUAUCACCUGUUGUUAUUGCCGAUGAAGUUGUUUCUGUAUCACCAGUUGUUAUUGCUGAUGAAGUUGUUUCUUUAUCACCAGUUGCUGUUUCCGAUGAACGCACUACUGGGUCUCUUUUCGCGAAAAACCCGGCGAAUUGGACUUAUUGCGUGGCUAAGGAUGGAGCCGACCAGAAGUUGUUGCAGGCGGCAAUAGACUGGGUGUGCGGUGAACAGAAAUAUGACUGUUCUGCUAUGCUGGAGGGGCACCUGUGCUAUGAGCCCAACACCCUUGAAGCACACGCAUCCAUUGCCUUUAACAUGUACUAUUACAAGAAUUUAGGUCGAACUGAAAGCUGCGUUUUUAAUGGUGCUGCCUGGAUUACAACAAAUAACCCUAGUCACGGCCUCUGUAUAUUUGCUGGAAGCAGCAGGAUUGGCGCAUCAGAUGGAUCCCAGCUUAAACCACCUCCUGGCAGUUCCAUGGCUUCAAAAAUAUCUACUGAUUGUUCUCUUCUUCCACUGGUUUUACUAGUAGUAGUUAGUCUCGUUUCAUAUCAGUUAUUGGCUUCACUUAUAAGGCCCUUGAUGUAUUGGGUGUUUUAUCUAUCAGUUAAAUAAAUCAAAAGCCUUUAAUUA